AUGGGCAACAGUGCUUCGACAGGAGAUGUGAUCUUAGACAUCGGAAGAAAGGUAGGCUCUGUAGCUUUGGCUGUCAGCUACUUUACCCCCGCAGCAAUAGUCACUAUUCCGGCAACCGCAGUCGUAGGAACUGUGGGAUUAACCACCGAAAUCGUUGGUCGUGCUAUUGAUAAUGAAACUACUAGAGAAGUAGGAGGUUUUUUUAGAGGUUUAGCAUUCGAUGCUGCCAUUGAUGGA
Molecule: messenger RNA, 237 nt
Organism: Funneliformis geosporum
Lineage: Eukaryota; Fungi; Glomeromycota; Glomeromycetes; Glomerales; Glomeraceae
Source: the annotation of a GenBank genome assembly